Ascochyta rabiei is the source of this 687-nucleotide messenger RNA. Its product is annotated as ndufs4 NADH dehydrogenase Fe-S protein subunit. Lineage: Eukaryota; Fungi; Ascomycota; Dothideomycetes; Pleosporales; Didymellaceae. The transcript has 3 exons. The record is from RefSeq and is a predicted model, not a curated record. Gene Ontology annotation, biological process: electron transport chain. The coding region runs from base 1 to 687 and encodes 228 amino acids.
AUGUCUGCCCUGCCCCGGUCAAUGGGCUCGCGCCUGCUCGCGCCCGCCCUGCGCCCCUCAGCCACACGCUCUCUCGCUCUCGCUCCCGCUCCCGCAUACCGCACCUACGCGACCAACGAGGAUGCUCCCCACCACCACAAGACGACGCCCAAAGAUGCGCCCGCCGUCAAGCUCACAAGCGACUCCACCCAGAUCAGGAAGGAGGGCGCCGCCGAGGGCAUGAGGCACGCCCCCGACUACAACGUCGCCGCCGACUACCGAACCUCCAACUUCUCCCCCAUCCCCAAGCGCGUCAUGGACGGCAGUGAGCCUGGCGAGAGCGUUGCUGCCGCUGUCCUUUCCGGCGCCCCAGUCGACCUCCAGGCCCGCCAAGUUCGCAUCUACAAGCCCGCCAAGACCGCCACACAGUCGGGCGACUGGACCUCGGAGCGCUGGCUCAUGGACUGGGACGUGCUCGCCAAGGGCCACCGGUGGGAGAACCCUCUCAUGGGCUGGGCGUCCUCGGCCGACUUCAUGAACGGACUGCGAAUCGAGUUCAAGUCCAAGCAGGAUGCCAUCAACUUUGCCAACAAGCAGGGCUACGAGUACUUUGUCCAGGAGCCCAAUGUUCGCAAGUUUGUCCCCAAGGCCUACGCCAACAACUUUACACACGUUCCCGGCAAGUUGAAGCAGGUCAGGACAAAGUAG